Melanaphis sacchari is the source of this 3819-nucleotide messenger RNA. RefSeq names its product segmentation polarity homeobox protein engrailed-like. Gene Ontology annotation, biological process: regulation of transcription by RNA polymerase II; multicellular organism development; neuron differentiation. The coding region runs from base 676 to 3768 and encodes 1030 amino acids. Gene Ontology annotation, cellular component: nucleus. The transcript has 3 exons. The record is from RefSeq and is a predicted model, not a curated record. NCBI's taxonomy places the organism in Eukaryota, Metazoa, Arthropoda, Insecta, Hemiptera, Aphididae. Gene Ontology annotation, molecular function: protein dimerization activity; DNA-binding transcription factor activity, RNA polymerase II-specific; RNA polymerase II cis-regulatory region sequence-specific DNA binding.
ACCGCCGCUCACCGACGGCGAACAACUCCACCGCCGCCGUCGCAUCCGUCCGCCGUACGCCCGUCCGUCCGGUCAUCAGGUCUCUGCAGUGCAGCCGCGCUCCAGUCAGAUUCGAGAGGUCGCGCGCGCACCUACGGAAUACAAAUAUUUAUCAUUAUUGUUAUUAUUAUUAUUAUUAUUAUUAUUACUAUUGUCGUUUAACUCGGCGGUGCCCGCACGCGCACGCGCACACGUAGUACCCGGUAAAUCCGAUUUCGAUUUAAGAUAUUAAGAAACACGCGGGUGUAUACCCAUAAUACUAUACUGCGGGUGAAUAAUAUCGACAUUACACCUACGCCGUACCUGCUCACCCGGGUACCAUCAUCAUCGUCUUCUACGCUACACAAAAGUUUUCUACACCGACGAAUUUUCGCAUAUUCCUCUUCACACGACGGGAGCAUCUCUUGGUUUUCCGACUCCACGCGCUCGGACCAGCGGAUCAUCGAUCCAACGCGACAUACGAGUGAUGCACCUGAAUCGCCGUUGCAGUUGUAGUCGCUGUUGCUGGACUAAAGAACAUAUUAUUAUACGUUCAUAGUACCGCUGUUUCACAUUAGUGCACAGACAUACAAACAGACAGGUGGGAACAAGUGGACAGACAGCCAGACGGACGCCACAAUACACGCGUUGCACGUUAUGAUGAUGACCAACUGUCUGCAGCAGAGCGUGUGCGCUGAGGCGACGGCCAUGCAGGCGAUGGAAUUGCACCGUCGGAAUAGCGGGGGCGGAGGCGAUCAAUCGAUCGGCAAGUCCGGUCGCGACGACGGUUCGGCUACCGAAUACAACGACGACCGAGUGCAGCCCACUUCCGGCGGUCGUCUGAACGGUUCGGCCGAGCGUCCGUUGAAGUUCAGCAUAGACAACAUAUUGCGACCGGAAUUCGGUGGCGGUACCGGAAGCUUGGCCACGUCCGGUGGCAGUCCUCCGACGGUGUUCAACCCGUACGACCACCAUCACAGACACUACCACCCCCACCUUCACAAUCUCCAACAACAGCAACAACAACAACACCUCCACCUCAACCACAUCGACCGUCUGAAUCACCUAAACUAUCAACUCCAUCAUCUCAGCCAACUCAGUCACAACGCUGCUACGGUGGCCGUCAACGCCAAUACGGCGGUUCGUGCGGCCGCGACGGCUAUCAACGAUUCGGCCGGCCCGGCGUCGUCAGAUCACGAAAAGUCCAACAGCAGCAGACGGUCCUCGUCGUCGUCCACCGUCGAACCGCUGAGCUCGCCCAUUGAUCUAUCGUGUUCCGACUCGCAGACCUGCGCUAACCCCGCCAACUCGAUAACCGCGAGCACCACUACUGUCGCCGCAGCCGCUGCCCACGCCACCGCCAACGCCACGCACGUUACGACCAGCACUGGUUCCAUAGACGCAGCCAUCAAUGCAGUUGCUGAUAAAGAGGGCUCUCAACAAUGGCCGGCCUGGGUGUACUGCACUAGAUACUCGGAUCGCCCUUCUUCCGAAAGUGCAGAAAAACCUGAAAAUAGUACCACAUGUAUGGGUAACACUAUAAAUGAUGAUAUUAUGAAGAUACUAAAACCUGAAAAUGUUCAGAGCAGUGAGUAUGAAAUUAACUGUGAUCGUGAUCCAGGUAGAAAUUUCAAAAAUGCAUAUAACUUACUUUGUUCUGGUCUCGGUCCAUAUCAGCCAACUGAUUGUGACUUCCCUAAAGUUAAUGGCAGAAAAUUUAGAAUAGAAUGGUAUGUGAAAUAUCCAUGGCUUGAGUACAGUCCUUCACAAAAUUCAGUAUUUUGUUUUUAUUGUCGUGCGUUACCGUCUGCCAGUUGUGAUCAAGCAUUUAUAACUAAUGGUUUUAAAUCUUGGAAAAAAAUGAAUGAAUAUUCUACUAAUCAUUCCAAAAGUUUUGGCCAUAAGGAAUCUUUGACCAAAUAUGCUGGCUUAAAAUCAGCUAUUAAACAUGGUAAUGUCAUAUCUAAAAUUGAUAGUAAUCAUAAGAAAGUUGUAAAAGAAAAUAGAGAAUAUAUAAAAUGUUUAUUGGAAACUCUUUUAUACUGUGCUUACCAAGGUAUCCCAAUUCGAGGACAUAGAGAAAAUGAAGAUUCUGAAAACAUGGGCAAUUUUUUAGAAUUGAUGAAAUUACGAGCAAAAGAUAAUAAUAUCUUGGAUCGUUACUUUUUACAAAAAGAGAAAUCUUUCAGAUAUGUGACUGGUACAUAUACUAAUGAAUUUAUUAGUUUAAUGGCUGCGUUUGUAACAAAAAACAUUAUCAAGGACAUACAAUUGGCUGGUAUUUAUAGUAUAUUAAUUGAUGAAACACAGGAUCUUGCUAGGCAUGAACAAGUAUCAUUCAUCAUACGUUAUGUUGAUGGUAAUUUAAACCCCCAUGAAGUUUUCAUAGGAUUUUAUAGAACAGCCCGAACUGAUGGUGAGUGUUUGACUAAUUUAAUAAAAGUGGUACUCAAUAGUUAUAAUCUUAGAAUUGAAGAUUUAAGAGGUCAAUGUUAUGACGGUGCAGCUUCUAUGAGAGGGUCUUAUAAUGGUGUUCAGGCUAAAAUACGAACUGAAAAUCCAUUAGCAUUUUAUGUUCAUUGUCAUGCACACAUUCUAAAUCUUUGUUUGGUUGAUUUGGCUAAACAAGUUUCAUAUGUGAGAAAUACAUUUGGGACAUUAAAGGCUUUGCAUAAUUUUAUUGGUGCCUCUUCUAAAAGAUAUGAAAUAUUUGAGCAAAUACGGAUUAAAAUGGGCGAUAAAAUUGGACCAAAAACUUUAAAAAGUUUGAGUGACACAAGAUGGAGUUGUAGGAUAGAUGCAUUAGACUCAGUUCUGUCCAAUUUUACGGUCAUUCUCAAAACUCUAGAAGACAUAUCAGAACAAGAUUCAAUAUAUGGAUCUGAUGCUUCUUCGUUGCUUUUUUCUAUAUCAAACUUUGAAUUUGUGUUCUGCAUUGUUUUUUUAAAUGAUGUAAUGCGAGAAACUAAUAUCUUAUCAAAAUAUUUGCAAUCCCCUAAUAUUAAUUAUGCAAAUGUAAAUACAAUGACACUUCAAACAGUAGCUAUUUUAAAUGAGCAUAGAUCAGUUACAGAAUUCGAUAAAACUUGGAACAAAGCUAUGAAAAUAACAAAAAAAAACAAUAUUAGCUCUCCAAAACUUCCCAGAAAAAGAACUAUUCCACUAAAAUUGGGAGGAGGUCAAGUUAAUUCUACAAACAUAAUAAGUGUUCAAGAUAUGUAUAAAAUUAAUAUCUAUUACAUUGUUUUAGAUAUUGUAAUAAAAGAAAUACAAGACAGAUUUAAAGAAAAUGAUCUUAAUAUACUACAAGCUAUGAAGGAUGUUAUUAUCAGUGAAAAACCUGAAAAUAAUUCAAUAAAAUUAGUAUGUGAAACAUAUAACUUAGAUUUUAACGAAGUCACUAUUGAGCUUGCUAUGUUUAAUCGGAUGUUCAAGACAAAAUAUGAUGAGUUUAACAUCAAUAAUAAAAUAGUAUAUUUGUUAUGUGGUGAUAUACAAAUAGGAUUUACAAAUUACACAAAAAUUAUAAAAAUAUUUUUGACCAUACCAACAAAUACUUCCUCAUGUGAAAGAACAUUUUCCUGCUUAAAACGCUUAAAAAGUUACUUACGAACCAGCAUGGGACAAGAGCGCUUAAGCGGAUUAGCAUUAUUACAAAUUCAAAGAGAAGUGCCAAUUGAUUUUGACAAAGUAAUUGAUGAAUUUGUUUCGAAUGGAGUAGGUGGUAACAGAAAACUCACAUUAAAAUAAAAAUAAUAAAACCUAUUCUUUCUUUUAUUUGUUAAUAAAGUAAUUAAAUUA